Molecule: messenger RNA, 279 nt
Organism: Eimeria mitis
Lineage: Eukaryota; Apicomplexa; Conoidasida; Eucoccidiorida; Eimeriidae
Exons: 1
Coding region: 1-279 (92 amino acids)
Source: RefSeq, a predicted model, not a curated record
AUGCUAACAAACUGUACACUGGCGGAUCCUCCUGCACAAGCACCAACACACACACCACCAACCCACAAUCAGCAGCAGCAGCAGCAGCAGCAAGGGCAGCAGCAAGAGCAGCAGCAAGAGCAGCAGCAGCAGCAGCAAGAGCAGCAGCAACAGCAGCAGCAACAGCAGCAGCAAGAGCAGCAGCAGCAGCAGCAACACAAGCAAUGCUACAACAGAAAACAGUACCCACAACAACAGCAACAGCAGCAGCACCAACAGCAGCAGCACAACGACAACUAG